GUCACUUCCGACCGCGGUGUUAGCCAGGAGUCCGGAGCGUCUCUCACAGCAGCGAUUAAUAGGUGAAGGCGAUGGUGGCCCCUCCCUCUCCGCGGGUACCACAGCCGUCCUGCCUGCUCGCCUCCAGAGCGCCCGAUGUAGUUAUUAGUGGAUUAGAUUAAGACCCUUACUAAGAUCCUACUAAGCCCCAUCCAAGCAAGGAGACUGAAAUCAAGAGUAAGAACUCAAGCAAGAUUAAGAUCCUUACAAGUGAUGUCUGAUACAGAUUUUCAAAUGCCUUUGGAAGAGGAAUCAGAAUUUACAAAUAUGGACAAAGCUGCCAGAGUCAUUCAAAAUGCCUGGAAAUGUUUCCUUAAUGUUGCUGUAUUCCAACACUAUAAAAGAUUGAUUGGUAUCAGAAGACAAGGCGAGCCACGUCAGAUAGUGAAAUAUAUUGAUCCUAAAGAGGCAGAGCUUCUAGAUGCUGCUGCUGGUAUUCGUGUACGAUUCAGAUUAGGUGGUGUUAAAUUUCCACCUGAUAUAUACUAUAAAAUUUUCACUCAUAGACAUAUUGAAGAUCUGUGUGCUAAUAGCCCUAGAGAUUAUACAAAACUUACAGCAAAAUAUACAUCUCAUAUUAAAAGCGAUGAUCUUCAGGAAGAGGAUCAUAGUGGCUGGUAUCAUCGUGUAGAGAACAAUGGCUGGAGGCCUGUCUCUGAUACAUUUUGGAUGUCUACUGAAAAUGUAGAGUUGGAAGACAAAAAAGAAACUGAAUUCCAUUUCUCUAAACUAAAGAGAAGGCAGGAUAUGGAAAAGAAAAGAAAAAUUAGAAAAAUAGAAUGGAUGAGAAAAAUGUACUAUGCAGGAAGCCUACAGGCUAAGUCAACAAAUCCUAAAACUCUAGAUUUAAUUCACACAGCAACCCAGGGGCUCAUGAGAUCAGUCGAAGGCAGUGGAAUAGAUGCUGUGAUGGAAUGGGAAGUGGAUGAAGUGCUAAACUGGACAAAUGCACUGAACUUUGAUGAGUAUAUUGCCAACUGGAAGGAAAUUGCUACAAGCAACUCUUCAGCUAACUUCACAAGUUUCACACUUGAGCAAGCACAGAAAAAAAGAUAUGACUAUGCAGAUAUGUCAGAGGAGAAAAUGGGAACACCAGAAGAUACUUUAUAUGGAAAUAUUUUUAAAAAACCAAAUUAUGCUAGACUAACGCCUGAUUCCACUUAUGGAAUAUAAAUAUAAAGUACUCUACUUUUCUGAGCUAUAGUCCUUCAAGCCCUGAUUCUAUUGGUUAUAGCCAAGAGAUAGUUUAUUCUGACCAGAAUGACUUAUAAACUCUUGGCACAGAAUCUAUGUAGCUCAAUUAAGUAAAGAAGCCUAAAGAGAAAUAGGACAUUGGACUGAAUACAAUGGUCAUGGAAAAUGUAGAAAUUACUCCUUGUAUUCUAACAAUCCUGCUUAAAUAAAUACAUUUAGGUACAAAAAAACCCUCUUUAGGUGGAUUUUUCUUCUAUUUGAAGCAUUCUUUAUUUGUGCAAUCAUGUCAGGCAGAGCUCUUUUUUCAAUUAAAAAAAAAGGG
This is a messenger RNA of Canis lupus familiaris (dog), 1555 nucleotides long. It is a transcript of the gene C5H11orf65, whose product is annotated as chromosome 5 C11orf65 homolog. The coding region runs from base 253 to 1212 and encodes 319 amino acids. The record is from RefSeq and is a predicted model, not a curated record. Lineage: Eukaryota; Metazoa; Chordata; Mammalia; Carnivora; Canidae. The transcript has 10 exons.